AUUAAAUUUAAAACUACAAAAUGAAAUUACUGUUCAUUUAUUUAUUUGUCGUCAGUUUAAGUUCUUUUCAAUGUAUAAUUAUAAAUUUUAACAAAGACAAUAUAAGAGUAACAAUUGAUCAAGGCUCGUUAAUUGGCUUACAAUCUAAAGAUUUUUACAAUGAUACUUAUUACAGUUUCAAAGCCAUUCCAUAUGCAAAGCCUCCAGUGGGAGAACUAAGAUUCAAGGCUCCAGAACCACCAGAACCCUGGUUGGGCGUAUACAAUGCAACAAUCUCAAGACUAGCCUGUCCACAAGCACCAUUUAUGGGCUCAAAUCCGUUAUAUAGUGAAGACUGUUUAUUUUUGAAUGUUCAUACAAAAAUGGCUGAUAAAUUGAAACCAGUAUUAGUUUACAUUCAUGGUGGUGCUUUUGAAUUUGGAUCCAUAAGUAUGCCAGAUAGAGGUUCACAAUGGUUAAUGGCAGAAGAUAUCGUAUUUGUAGAAAUUCAAUACCGUUUAUCCUUUUUUGGGUUCCUAAGUUUCGACGACCCAAAAUACGAUAUUCGUGGCAAUGCCGGUUUAAAAGAUCAAGUGAUGGCAUUAAAGUGGAUUCAAAAGAAUAUAAAACAAUUUGGUGGUGAUCCAAAUCAAGUAACAAUUUUUGGUGAAAGUGCUGGGGGAGCAUCCGUACAUUUAUUAUAUGUGUCACCCUUGGCUAAGGGACUAUUUCAUCGUGCCAUAGCUCAAAGUGGUUCUGGUGCGAACACGUGGGUUCAGUCAUUAAACAAAUAUCCACAAGUUGCUGAAGCAUUAAAUUGUAGUUCUGUCAAUGUGGAUGAAAUUGUGAAAUGUAUUAAUGGUUCAUCGACAGAUGAAUUAUUAUCCAUAACACAAACGUUGAAAAAGAAUCCGAAUAACUCAAUUGUGGAUGACAUCAGUAUAAGUGUUUUAACCAUCGAAGAUCGAAAUAGCAAGGAUCCAUUUAUAACAGAUACUGUUGAAAAUAUAAUAACAAAAGGAGAAUUUAGUAAAGUGCCAAUUAUAAUGGGUAUAUGUGCAAACGAAUCAGUUCCAUUUGUCUCUGAGAGCAAGCUACCCCUUAAUUUCACAGAAGCCGAUUAUGAGUCUUUAAUACCAAAAGAUAUGAAUGUUAAUAAAGGUUCUCCAGAAGCAUUUAAUAUUGGAAAACAAAUUAAAGAAUUUUAUUAUGGAAAUCAAACACCUUCUGAAAACUUAAUAGAUCCUUAUAUCAGGUAUCUUUCAGAUAUAAAGUUUGUUCAAAAAAUAAAUUACAUCGCCAAACUCCAAGUUUCAAUUGCACCGGAAGUACCAGUGUAUUUCUAUAAGUUCAACUAUCUUACAAAGUUAAAUUUUCUUGGAUAUCCUCAUCUUGACAAUUAUGUAUAUCAUGCUGACGAUCUACCAUAUUUAUUUUUCAAUGACCAAAAACAAGUAAAUGAAUUAUCGGAUCCAAAUUCCAAUGAAUUUAUUGGAAUGCGUCGGAUGAUCAAAUUAUGGACAACGUUUGCAAAAUCUGAAAAUGGUAACCCGAAUCCUAUUAAUGAUCCAUUAUUUGAAAAUGUAACAUGGAAAUCUAUGGAUUCAAAUAACUUCUAUUAUUUACACAUUAAUCCAAAUUUAGAAUUAGAAAAAAAUGUAUAUGAAGAUCAAAUGACAUUUUGGGAUAAACUUUAUCGCAAAUAUGGUCAAAUUAUUAGCUUGAAUUGUGUCAGAAGUAAAAGCACUUUUAAAGAAGACAUAAAAAUCACUAUUAAACAGGGUUCUCUAGUUGGCCAUACAGCCAAAGAUUAUUUAAACGAUACUUAUUAUAUAUUUGAAGCAAUCCCUUAUGCAAAACCACCAGUGGGAGGUUUAAGGUUUAAGGCACCUGAACCUGCAGAACCUUGGACUGGAGUGUAUGAUGCAACAAAAAUACGAAAGGCUUGUCCACAAGUCGGCGAUCCUGAAGGAAGACCUAACGAGGAAUAUGAUGAAGAUUGUUUAUUUUUGAACGUUCACACAAAAAUGACACCAGACCCGAAACCAGUGAUGGUUUGGAUUCAUGGUGGUGCCUUCGAAAUGGGUUCUAUUAAUGGAUAUCGGGGAUCACAGUAUUUAAUGACUGAAGACAUUGUAUUGGUUGAAGUUCAAUAUCGAUUAAAUAUUUUUGGUUUUUUGAGUUUUGACGAUCCAAAAUAUAAUAUUCCUGGUAAUGCAGGGUUAAAAGAUCAAGUGUUGGCUUUGAAAUGGGUUCAAGAAAACAUCAAGAAUUUCAAUGGUGAUCCAAAUCAAGUAACAAUUUUUGGUGACAGUGCAGGUGGGGCUUCGGUACAUUUGCUGUAUGUAUCAUCCUUAGCAAAAGGUUUAUUUCAUCGAGCGAUUGCUCAAAGUGGAUCUGGUGCAAAUACUUGGGUUUACUCUGCCAGUAAUUACACCCAUCUAGCUGAAGCUUUAAAUUGUUCGUCAAGUAACUUAGAUGAAAUUGUAAACUGUAUUAACGAUACAUCAACGGAGGAGCUAGUUAACGCUGGAAUUAUCUUGAAGAGCAUUCCGGAUGGCACCCUUGUGGAUGGGAUUUCAAUGAGUGCUCUUACAAUAGAAUCUGAAAACAGUGACGAUCCAUUCAUGACACAUCACGUGGAAGAAAAUAUUAAAAAUGGAAAUUUCAAUAAAGUACCACUUAUUAUUGGAAUUUGUGCAAAUGAAUCUGCAUUCUUUUACCAAGACAGGCCUGGUAUUGGUCCAAAUUUCACUGAAUCAGAUUAUGAAAAGUUAAUACCAAAAGAUAUAAAUUUUAAAAAAGGUUCAAAUGAAGCUUUCAAUAUUGGUAAGGAAAUUAAGGAAUUUUAUUAUGGAAAUCAGACACCGUCAAACGAUUUACUUGAACCUUGGAUUAAAUACGUUUCUGAUAUGAUGUUUAUUUACAAAAUGUAUUAUAUUGCAAAGCUACAAGCCGUUUCUUUUCCAAACGUUCCUGUUUACUUUUAUAACUUCAAUUAUAUCACAAGUCUUAAUUAUCAAGGAAAUUCUACAAAAUAUGUGGCGCAUGGCGAUGACGUGGCAUAUUUAUUUAAUUUUAAUCAAGAAGGAGUUUCACAACUCAAUCCAAACUCCGAUGAGGAAAUAGGAAUUUAUCGUAUGAUAAAACUAUGGACUACAUUUGCAAAAUCAAAAGAUGGAAAUCCAAAUCCAUUAAACGAUCCAUUAUUUACAAAUGUAACUUGGAAGCCUGUUGAUUCAAAUAAUUUUUAUUAUUUACAUAUUCAUCCAAAAUUAGUAUUAGAAAAAAAUUUAUAUGAAGAUCGUAUGAAAUUUUGGGAUCAUUUCAAAAGUAUACAAUUUUUUCCUUUUCCAAUGGAUUGGCUGUAUAUACUAUUUCUGAUAAUUUAUUUAAUAUAUGCAGGAUACAAAGCUGAAACAAACAUAAGCGUCAUCAUCGAACAAGGCACAUUAGUUGGUCGAAAAACAAAAGAUUACAACAAUGAUACUUAUUAUAUAUUCGAAGGGAUUCCAUUUGCAAAACCUCCCGUAGGCGUACUGAGAUUUAAGGCUCCAGAAUUACCAGAGCCAUGGAUUGGAAUAUAUGAUGCAACGAAGUCUAGACCUGCAUGUCCACAUGUUUUGGGACCAGAACCUCAAGAAUAUAGUGAAAAUUGUUUAUUUUUAAAUGUUCAUACGAAAUUGACCGAUAAACUAAAACCAGUCAUGGUUUGGAUACACGGUGGAGCAUUUGAUAUGGGUUCUAUAAGCUCGAAGUCCCAGGGAUCACAAUGGCUCAUGACUGAAGAUAUUGUGUUAGUUGAAAUACAAUAUCGCCUGAAUAUAUUUGGAUUUUUAAGUUUUAAUGAUCCUAAAUAUGGUAUACAUGGCAAUGCUGGAUUUAAAGAUCAAGUGAUGGCACUUAAGUGGGUCCAAAAGAAUAUAAACCGUUUUGGCGGUGAUCCAGAACAAGUAACAAUUUUUGGAGGUAGUGCUGGGAGUGCAUCUGUUCAUUUGUUGUAUGUGUCACCAUUAGCAAAGGGACUAUUUCAUCGUGCCAUAGCGCAAAGUGGUACUGGUGCAAAUAAUUUUUUAGAAAAUGCAGUUAAAUAUCCACAACUAGCCGAAGCAUUGAAUUGUACAAUGGACAAUUUGGACGCAACAGUAAAAUGCAUUAAUGAUUCAACAACAGAUGAGUUAUUAAAUACUACUCCAAUUUUACUAGCUAACUCGAACCGAACAAUUGUCGAUGACAUAACAAUGAGUGUUUUAACAAUUGAGGAUAAAAAUAUCAAAGAUCCUUUUCUAACUGCGCCAGUAGAGGAAUAUAUUAAAAACGGUAGUUUCAACAAAGUUCCAAUAAUAAUGGGAAUAUGUGCAAAUGAAUCAGCUUUUUUCAAGUUUAAUAGAAAUGUUAAACCUAAUUUUACCGAAUCUGACUAUAAAAAAUUAAUACCAAAAGAUUUAGAUGUCAUACAAGGUAGUAAAGAAGCAUUCGAGGCUGGCAAGAAAAUCAAAGAAUUUUAUUAUGGGAAUCAAACACCUUCAUAUGACCUAUUGGAUCCUUGGAUUAGAUUCAAUUCAGAUUUACAAUUUAUUCAAAAGGUUAAUUACAUUGCUAGGGUACAAAUUAAACAUGUACCUGAAAUUCCAUUAUAUUUUUAUAAAUUUAAUUAUCUUACAAAAUUAAAUUCAAAUUUCCAAAGAAAUGAUUCUUAUAUAUACCAUGGCGAUGAAUUAGCAUAUAUUUUCAAUGGAAAUAGAGACGCAAUAAUCAAUAGAUUAGAUCCAAACUCUGAAGAAUAUACUGGGAUGCGUCGAAUGGUAAAACUAUGGACAACUUUUGCUAAAUCAGGUGAUCCCAAUUCCAAAGAUGAUCCAAUGUUCAAUAAUGUUGUUUGGAAACCUAUGAAGACCAAUAAUCUGUAUUAUUUACAUAUUCAUCAAAAUUUACAGUUGCUUCAAAAUAUUUACGCCGAUCGUAUGACAUUUUGGGGUGAGAUUUAUGAAAAGUAUGGCAUGAAAAAUAUUUUUUACUAGAUAAUUGAAUAUCAUAAAUAUGAACUACUGCACUUUUCUUUUUGGAAAAUGACUCUUGGCCAAACUUUCUGAAACUAUGAAUUUAACUCAUCCUUGAUGAGUUAAUCAAAUGUCUAGCUAUGGAUAAAAUUCUAGGGAUUCUAGUUUUUGAGAUAUAAAAGGGGAGCUAAUCAAGGUCGGCGUAAGCAAUAAUUUUGCCAUACCUUCGGAAGAUUAUAUUUUGUAUAAUUUUUGUCAUGAAAAUGCAAUGAAAUACUUGCGUUCUAUUAUUAACAAGUUAAAAUAACAAUUGAAUAAAAUAAUU
Molecule: messenger RNA, 5304 nt
Organism: Chrysoperla carnea
Lineage: Eukaryota; Metazoa; Arthropoda; Insecta; Neuroptera; Chrysopidae
Exons: 19
Coding region: 21-5000 (1659 amino acids)
Source: RefSeq, a predicted model, not a curated record